Trichosurus vulpecula (common brushtail) is the source of this 2597-nucleotide messenger RNA. Its product is annotated as 2'-5'-oligoadenylate synthase 1-like. The record is from RefSeq and is a predicted model, not a curated record. Gene Ontology annotation, cellular component: membrane; nucleoplasm; cytosol. Gene Ontology annotation, biological process: regulation of ribonuclease activity; negative regulation of viral genome replication; defense response to virus. The coding region runs from base 26 to 1207 and encodes 393 amino acids. NCBI's taxonomy places the organism in Eukaryota, Metazoa, Chordata, Mammalia, Diprotodontia, Phalangeridae. Gene Ontology annotation, molecular function: 2'-5'-oligoadenylate synthetase activity; double-stranded RNA binding. The transcript is spliced from 6 exons.
UCUCUCAGUACAGGCUGGGGACACCAUGAGUCUUUGGAACACUCGGGCCAGGGACCUGGACGGGUACAUUGAGAUGCAUCUCUUGCCCGAUACCACUUUCCGGACAGAGGUGCGAAGUGCCGUCGACACGAUCUCCUCCUUCCUAAAGAACAGGUGUUUCCGAGACACAGGGAAGUCAGUUCGGGUGACCAAGGUUGUGAAGGGAGGUUCAUCCGGCAAAGGCACAGCUCUGAGAGGCUGCUCCGAUGCAGACCUGGUAGUAUUCCUCAGCGAUCUCCAAAGCUAUCAGGACCAGAUAUACCGCCGAAAAGAGUUCAUUGAGGAAAUCAAGAAACGUUUGGAAGAAUGUGAGCGUGACCAAGAUAGAAUGUUUGAAGUAAAAUUUGAAGUCAACAAAUGGACUAACCCUCGAGUGCUCAGCUUCAGGAUGAAGUCGAAAAAGAGCAGUCAUUGGGUGGACUUUGAUGUGCUUCCAGCCUUUGAUGUUCUAGGACACGUGACAAAAGACUUCACACCUAACCCCCAGGUCUACAUCAAACUUAUAGGGGAAUCCUGGAAUGGGGGAGAAUUCUCCACCUGCUUCACAGAGCUCCAGAAGCUCUUCCUCAAACAGCGCUGCACCAAGCUCAAAAGUCUCAUCCGAUUGGUGAAACACUGGUACAAAAUGUGCAAGGACAAAAUGGACCAACUCCCCCCUCAGUAUGCCUUAGAGCUCCUGACUGUCUAUGCCUGGGAGCACGGGAGCAAGGAAACUGUUUUCAACACAGCUCAGGGCUUCAAGACAGUCCUGCACCUGAUCCAGAAUUACCAAAAGCUCAUGGUCUACUGGACCAUCAACUAUGACUUUCAGAAUGUGAUCAUUGGAGAGUACCUGAAAUCACAGCUGAAAAAACCCAGGCCAGUGAUCCUGGACCCAGCUGACCCAACUGGUGAUGUAGGGGGUGGAAGUCGAUGGCACUGGGACAUGCUGGCACAAGAAGCUUACCGAUGGUCAUUUGCCCCAUGUCUUCAAAACUGGGAUGGGAGCCGUGUGCAGCCAUGGAAUGUGCCGGUGGAGCAGACACUGGAAGGAAGCAAAGGCUUUCCCCCACACAGUUACUCAGAAGAGGCCUUCUUCAUUCACAAUCCAGUGGUACUGCCAACGUGUGAUUGUUACCUCCAAAGAAAUCCUCCUGCCCAAGAAGAGUCUAACUGCACAGUUCUCUGAGUUUGUUCACCCCACCCCCUGGCUCUUUGUGAUCUCAGAGGGACAGUAGGAUGUAUUAGAUGAGAGGGCUACCAAAGUCCUUCCCAGCUCUCAAAUCCUUUAAUUCCAAGAAAAUUAGAGGAAGGUGUGGGUCUUUGAGUGCAAUAGUUUUAUCAGAAACAUGUAGUGAUGUCUUCAUAGGGAUAAUAUCUGUAAGUGAACACGGUUGGGUUGAGUCAAACAGAAUAGGGGAUCUUCUAAUUCUGGGUAUGGCUCUAAUCCUGUAACCCCUAGGCUAUAGUGCUGCUAGAAAUGCAAGCCAUCUCUGAGUUCUCCUAUCUAUAUCUCAUUUGUGUGUAAUGGUUAGCAUGUUAUCUCCCCUUGAAAGAAAUUAUUAUUUCUCUAUUAAUAACUAUUAUAACUAAUUAUUAAAUCAGGACCAAGGUUUUCCUCCUUUUUGACUCCCAAAUCCAGAAAUCAACCAGUGUGGGAAAUCUUUCUCAAAGACUUUCCCAGGAAAAGGAAUUCUAGGUUUAGGCUAAUGGGUGGAUUCCUGCUCAUUGGGUUUACUCAGGCAGGUCUGGGAAAAUGUGGAUUCUUCCUUUUGUCAGACAGGUGAUAUGGAAAUUGGUAAGUCCAAAUACCCCAAGGCCCUCAUUGCAAUAUAGCCCAUUUUCUGUUAAAAUAUUAAUUCUCUCAUUAAAUGUUAACUGGAGUUGAUUGCCACCCUUGGGAACACCUGCUCUUCCAAGGGCGUAUAAACUGAGCCCACUGCCAUCAGGGGUCUUUGGCAUUCGAGAGUACUGCUGAUACUGCUGACCUCUUUUAUCAAUAACAUGGAAGCCUUAUUAAUAAAAUGACUAAUUACCCAGAAAUUGUGUCUCUCAAACUUUUUAAACAUCACAGUUUAAUAGACUGUGAGCUCCUAGAGAUGAGAAACUUUUUUUCUUUCAUGUUUGUAUUUCCAGCAUUUAGUGCAGUGCCUGGCAUAUAGUAAGGGAUUAAUAAAAGCUUGUUGAUCAACUGACGUGGGACCUAGGAAAUACUACUAGACUACUAGACUAGAAAUACUACUAGGCACCUAGAACACAAUGGUGUUUUUGUUUCAAGGGUGAUGUGAAAUCUUUGCACUGAUAAUAUGGCACCUGGAGGCCAAACAGCAUGAAAAGAGGUACCCAGUGUGGAUACUUCACCCUUCAUGCACUGGCCCUGCAGUCCCAUUCAGAUGCAUCUCCAUGAGGAGUAGGAGUCAAGGGGAAGUUGGGCAUUUCCUGGAACAAUCAGCCUGUAGCUUUGAUCUGUAUGUGCCAACUGUAUGCUUACUAACUAAGCUGUGCCAAUCAGCAUGUAUCCUUGAUCUGUAUUGCCAACUGUAUAUGUAUUAACUAAAUAAAGUUGACUUUUUUCUCCA